Messenger RNA from Poeciliopsis prolifica (blackstripe livebearer), 4626 nucleotides. Its product is annotated as trafficking regulator of GLUT4 1. Bases 207 to 857 code for a protein of 216 amino acids. The record is from RefSeq and is a predicted model, not a curated record. Lineage: Eukaryota; Metazoa; Chordata; Actinopteri; Cyprinodontiformes; Poeciliidae. Gene Ontology annotation, cellular component: membrane. The transcript is spliced from 5 exons.
AACCCGACAGGAGCUCAAAUCCUCCGUCCUGCUGCUUUUCUCCACAUUUACUUUAUUUUCCAAACCCGCUACUGGAGCCGAACCUGCCGGACCCUCUGGACCCCCUGCAGAGCCACAGUGAGCUUCAGCCGGCUGCUGGCUGUGCAGUGAACCAGAUCAAUCCUGCCUUCAGAUCCUCCUCAGCAGACCGCUGCUUGACCUGUUCCAUGGCCACCAGUCCCAGUGGCACCCCAGAAACCCGCAUGGCGGCCCAGCAGCAGCCGGAGGAGCCAACCAGCUCACAGCCAGACGGAGAGGCCGCCGGCCCUCAGCCGGCCACUGAAGAGCAGCAGAUCUCAGAUGCUCCAGAUGACCGGCCAAUCGAAAGAGAGAAAUCAGUCGACCACCUGACAGUAAUCAGUGAGAUCACAGAGACCAGUAACGGCGUUGCUCCUGUCAUGGCUGAAACAUCGCCCACAGUGUCCUCUGUGUCGCCCAAGUUUCACCCUAAGCCAGGCAGCCACAUUAAUGGCCGGCCUUGCUUGGGCAGCCGGUCCGGCUCGUUGGCGGCGGGCUCACCGAGGCCCUCGCUCACCCGCCAGCCCAGUGCCAUCACAGAGGUCACUGGGGACGGAUCGAAACCCAGAGACUACCUGAUCCUGGCCAUCCUGUCCUGCUUCUGCCCCUUGGUGCCCAUCAACAUCGUCGCCCUCACGUUCUCCGUGAUGUCUCGGAACAGUCUGCAGCAGGGCAACGUGGACGGAGCCCGCCGUUUGGGUCGCAACGCCUUGGUGCUGUCCGUCGUCUCCAUUUUAGGGGGAAUCGCCAUCAUCGCUGCAGCCAUCGCCUUCAACUGGGGACGGAUCUUAAAAUCCUGAUGUGUCUUCAGGACCAGAUGCAGACCAACGUGGCGCUGUCUUGUCUCUGAAGCACUAUCGUUCCCAUCCACCUUCACCAGAUGGAAAACCUAUCGUACUUCUGUUCCAGCUUGUGGUUUUAUUUCUGCACGACGAUGAGCAUGAUCUGCCUGAUACUCUACCUCCACACAACCAGCCAACUCUGUCCCAAUGCUGACAACAGACGGACGCUCUGCUUCGGUCCCUCCGCCCUGGAAUCAGACGUUUGUCUCUGUGGAAGAGGGAUUGUUGGUGUUGAAUCUGGACCUGCUGGACCUGCUGGACCUGCUGGACCUGUUGGACCUGCUGGACCUGCUGGACCUGCUGGACCUGCUGGACCUGUUGGACCUGUUGGACCUGCUGGACCUGCUGGACCUGCUGGACCUGUUGGACCUGUUGGACCUGUUGGACCUGCUGGACCUGCUGGACCUGCUGGACCUGUUGGACCUGUUGGACCUGCUGGACCUGCUGGACCUGUUGGACCUGCUGGACCUGCUGGACCUCAUGUUCUGAUGCUAAAAUGGUCUAAGCUGUUGUAAAACUGGGAGAUGCUGCUGCUCUGAAACUUUGAACUGGGGAUGAAUCAAGAUUUUCACUAUGAAGGCGGGAAAGAAACGGACAACAAGGUCAUGGGGAACAAACUUUUCCACGUUCCUGUGACCCAAACGUCAGUUUUCUUCAGCCACUGCGUCCAGAGCCGACUCAUGAUUCAGUUCUAGACUUCAUCAGGCAGAGUUAGACUCCGCCUUCCCACAUACUUCAUCAAAGCUGAGCAGUCAAUGCGCCGCCGCCACGCAGCUGCAGAUCGUUCAUAAUCACACACACCUGAGAAAAACCUUCCCGCUUCAGUAAGCAGUUAGGAUGAAGUCUGAGGGAUCCUUAGAGGAGCUGCAGGUUCCUCUGACCUGGACGCCUCCAGCUGCAGGUUCCAGGCCUCCGUGGCCACAGCCAGGAGGACCAGGGUGUCCCAGGUCAGUCCUCUGGGGCCGGCGCCCUGUAAGCUCUUCCCCUGGUCCAACACACCUGGAUGGUUCUUCAGCAGAACUUUGUCAUGCCAGGAUGUUGAAGCAGGAAGAGAACUAAACAUGCAGGAACUGGACCAGGAGGACUGGCUCUGCUGUGGAUCGACUAGAUUUACCGUCUGGAUCUGGAAGAAAUCCUGCAGCGACUAGACCUGCUCUUAUAGGUGAGAGGAAGAGGAAGGCUCUUCAUCAGUCAUCAGAAAAGUUCAGCUGGAAAGUUUGAUUGAAUCCUGCGAAAGCAGCAGAUGUCAGAUGAAGCCGAGAAGGCCUGGUGUCCUGACGUCAGGUUCACUUCCGAAUGACUGGUGAAGGUCGACCUCUGAGACCGAUCCCGGGUCAGCCCCUCAGACACUCUUAAUGAUCCUGUCUGAUCUGACCGCAGCGCCUCCGCUUACUGGACCUGAACCGAUGCCUCGCAUCACAUUAUUCCCAGUCAUUCCCGGGAUUUCUAUUCACUCGGGAGCUAAGGUUACGUUUACUCGGCACCUCUGGCUCUGACCAGAGUGGAUCGGAUUUUCCUCUUGGGGGAAGCAGUCGGUCUCUGAGCUUCAGCUCAUCUCAGAAACCCUGAGCUGGACCAGAACCCGGCCUGUUGUCCAGGAAACCUGCUGCUCAGUCCAAACCCGUCCUUUGUGGUUUUCAUUUCCGUUUGCAUCACAAUUUAGUAAAAGAAAUUAAAUAAAAUGUUAAGUUUCUGUUUAUUCGGCUCCAACUCCCAAUUAAAAGUUUAAAGUUUAUUUUACAGGUGGAAAAAUGAAUCACUAGUUACACUUUAUGAGGAUUUUUAAUUCAAAUCAUUUCUAUAAAAACUGGUCAUGAAGAGUCCUGGAGUUUCUGGACCUGAAACAGGAAGUUCAUAUCGGAGGAGGGAACAUGUAUACUAAUGUGCUAAUAGCAGAGCUAAUUCUUUGUUUUGCACUUUAGCGGUUUUCUAAACUUGACACACUGACAUGCUUUAGCUGCGCUAACGUUUAGCAUUAGCACUACAAACAUGUUAGCUAUCGGUGCCGACCACUGGCCACUGAACGGACAGGAACGGUGGCUGAACGCUGGACGUUUGGGUCCUGAAGGCACAUCUUCAGUUUUUCUGCUCCCUCCAGGGUCGGCAGCUGUUAGCGGUUCUUCUGAAAGGUUCUGAUGAUGCUGCAGCCCUGCAAGGCUUCUGGUGCCAAACUCUGAAGAAAAAUCUCUUCAUUUAAUAAUUCUGCAUGAUCACUACUGUGACUGGAUUCAUGUUAUUCACUGUAAAUUGUUCUUGCACACCAACGUUGCCACAUUGCUAAUGGACUCCUGUUUGGACUAAACCCAGAUGAACUUCGCUGUAACAGAACCAGAAUCUCGUAUCAGCUGUGCAUGUUUACACUUAUUCCUGAACGUUUUCACCUUCAGCUGAACCUUCGCUCAGCAGCAGAGGAAACUCUGUCCUGCAGAUGGUUGAGCUCAGGCUCUUCUGGUUUCUUUGCUCCUUCCCAGGAACCUGCAGGUUUGGUCCAUUAGACCAGAACCUACUGUUGGUCCAAUCUGAAGAUGAUCAGAACCAUCAUGUCACAUUUGGACGUCUCCAGUCUCCUUGUUCAUGGCUCGACCCGCUCCCCUCCGGUUCUGAUUGUAGCAUGCCUCUUUAUUAACCACAUUAUGCAAGUGAGAUGUAGAAAGUGAAGUGGCCUCGGUGUGAACGCUUUGGGUUCUGGGUUCUGUUUUGGUUCCUCAUUUUGGAACCUGACUGUUGGAACUCUUGUGCUUCUCUUUGCUGCUUGUAUGCUAACUUUGUGCUAACAUUAAGCUAACAUUAAGCUGACAUUAAGCUAGCAUUGGGCUAACAUUAAGCUAACAUGAAGCUAACAUUGUGCUAACAUUAAGCUGACAUUAAGCUAACAUUGUGCUAACAUUAAGCUAACAUGAAGCUAACAUUGUGCUAACAUUAAGCUGACAUUAAGCUAACAUUGUGCUAACAUUAAGCUAACAUUAAGCUAACAUUGUGCUAACAUUAAGCUAACAUUAAGCUAACAUUGUGCUAACAUUAAGCUAACAUUGUGACUGUAACAUGAACACCUCCUAUCUGCUGGCACAAGAUGUGUAAAUAGAGAAACUGUUUUUAUUUUAACAGAAAAGUUUCUUCCAUUAGAUGUUUUUAUUUCUGGGGAAUGAAAAGUCCAGGAUAAUCUUUUAGGAACCAAGAGUCGGAUUUCUCUGUAACUUUUUAACUAGCCUGCCGUCUGUCAGUUAUCAUUUGGUAAGGUCUCAAAACAGUUUGGCCUUGAACUAGGCCAUUGCUAAUAAGCUUUGGCUCUGAUUGGUUGGUAACUUGCCCAGAGUCUGACUGACUCUGUUAGAGUUCUGCAGUCAGUCCUGGUUCUGAAACCUGAUGGACUCCAACCACAACAAACUAAUCCAGUGGAAAAAUGUGGGGGGUUGAAAUGAACCGACAGGCGAUGCUGAGCUGAGUGAAACUAAAAGUUCUGUUUCGAAUCUGAACUAAAGGUCCAAACCUGCUGAAGGACUUUUCAUUUCUGUCGAUUGAUGCUGAAUCGAUCCUGUUUGAGUUGAAUCUGUAUUUCAGUAUUUCUAUCCUUUUUGUAUUUAAUCUUCUGCUUUCAGUUCCAGCAUGAAGCUCCAUCACCGACGCUGUCCGAGUCUCUGCAUGCCUUAAACUGAUGGAUGAAUGAGUGAAUGGUGCUGAUGUCUUCACUCUGAUGACGUCUGAGGAGAAUAAAUCCUUCUGCCUCGUU